Messenger RNA from Argiope bruennichi, 5421 nucleotides. RefSeq names its product formin-1-like. The coding region runs from base 629 to 4864 and encodes 1411 amino acids. Gene Ontology annotation, biological process: actin filament network formation; cortical actin cytoskeleton organization. Gene Ontology annotation, molecular function: actin filament binding. Gene Ontology annotation, cellular component: cytoskeleton; cytoplasm. NCBI's taxonomy places the organism in Eukaryota, Metazoa, Arthropoda, Arachnida, Araneae, Araneidae. The transcript has 22 exons. The record is from RefSeq and is a predicted model, not a curated record.
CUUACCCAUCAAUGUUUUUUGUAUUUUCUUUAUUUUCAUACCGGUUUUUCAGGCGUUACUAACGUUAUUUUUUUUUAUUUGUUGAUUAAAAAGUUCAUCUACUCUUUUAAUAUUAGCUAGCGAAGCGGAACACCUGUCUCUCUAUUUUGUCGCUUAAAAUUAUUGAAAAUAUUUUUGCGAGAAUCAUUUUUUGCGAAUUCAGCUUUUUAUUUAAAAACAAAAUACAAGAUUCACAAUGAUUAACUUAAAUCAUCAUAUUAUAAUCAAGUUUUUAUCGGACACAACACUCAACUGUACUCAAAGAACUUCAUUGCUAAUAAGAUUUUAAAUUCCAUUUUAAUACAUUUCAUCCUAUCAAUCAAAUUUUAUUCUGAAUUUAAAUCAUGCGAAAUUGCACUUUUUAAAUAAUUAUUUACACAAGAUCAUAAUUGGCACUUUCUAAAGAAAAUAUUGUCUACGAUUUCAUCAUUCAUUUGUCAACUUUACUUUUCAAAAUAAUUCCUAAAUUUGAAAUAAUUAAUUAAAAGAAGGAAGGAGAGAAACUCAGAAAAAGGGACUUUUUCCAUCUUUCGGACGCAACACCGGCGACAUGGAUGAGCAAUGACCCGUGCUUCUGUUACCUGGCCCGAUGAAUACGAGCGACCAGAGUCUUCGUUCCACAAUCGGACCCGACGGAACGUCGCAAAGAUUCAACGGAUGGCUGUUCUGGCGUUUCGAACUGCCCCCUGUCCAAGACGACGAAUUCUCGACAAUCCUCCAAAACAUGAAUGCCACUCCCGGCACACCCCGUUCCCUUGGCAACGGAGAACGACAGCACCACGCGACUGAUGCGAGGUUUUCUCCCCACUCCGAUAGUGGACUCCGCCAGGCAUGCUUCUCAAAAAUCGAUGCGGCAGGAAAUCAGUACGGGUGUCGCAGCAGAAGCGAUCGCCCACUUUCGUUCUAUGGAGAACUCCGCCUGCAUCCUCAGUAUGAGGGCUGGAAGUCAGACGAGGAUUUACCAUCGCCCGAAGAAGAGCACGUGAGCAUGGGCAAUCUCAGUAGCCAGCAAGGCGACAAGAAGGGGAAGGCGGGUUCCACCGAUGGCGCCAAAACAGGUGCUAAAUUCCGGUUCGGAAAAGGAGGAGAACCCAAACAAAAAGGCAAAAAGCCACUGCAUUCUGAACCGGAUCCUAAUGGAGCUGCCGCCAGACCAAGGUCCGAUGUCAUCGUUGAAUCCACGCCGAGUCCUGGCAGUUCCAUGUCCAGCUCUGUAUAUGUGGACACUCACAGCCACUUGCCAACUCCCAAUGAGGGUGGAGGAGAGGAUGACUCAAUACUGGAUGGGGAUUCCCAAGUGUUGGACGAUGGUACUGCGACUCUGCAAGACGCAUCGCCUGGCAGUCUCAGUGACAUAACUGUUUUCUGCGAUGAUGCUAAACAAGACGUCAUGUCCACUGUCAUGAAACGUCCGACACAGUCCCUACCUUGCACGCCUGCUGCGGAUACCCAUUCUGAAUCCGGCUUUUCCACAAUGGGUUUCCCGACUAUCUACGAAUCCAGGUAUAGGGAAGCUGAAUCCUCUUCCUACAGCAGUGGCGGUCGCGAUCUGAGCACCAGUUCCUCUAGUAGCAGCAUGGAUAUUCAUGAUCUUAAUGGACACUAUAGGCAGCAGAGGGGAUCAGUAGACUCCUCCACCUUACCAUUUACACUGACCCAACAUCGUAAGGUGGUUCUGCCCCCACACAAGUUUGUUGGACCGUCAAUCUCUGCUUCACUUCCAAAUGGAAAAUCAGCUAUGUCUGGUUCGGAGGAAUGUCUGAGGCCAGCAAAUCUGUACGGGAAUGGUAGUGAACAACAACAACAGCAGCAGCAACAACAACAUCAGGCAUCCCCUGCUCGAAGACAUUCUUCAUAUGGGGACGUGCCCCCGCUGGAUGGGAACGUACUUCGGAAAGUAGCUUCGCUAACUCUCGAUAAGGCUACAAUCGAUUCUAAGGUUAACCGACCGAAAUUCGUACCGGAGAAGCUGGACUUCAGCCUGUACGAGAAAUUCGAAGGUCAGAUGCUUCUUCACUGGCUGUGUUCUGCCUUUCCGGAUGACCAUUACUUACGGUUCCUUCUUUCCAAACAAGAUCUCAAAAUCCUGGCUGCUCAGUUUUGUACGAACCUUUUGGCUGCGGGGGUCUUAAGGCAAAUCGAAGAUGAAAAUGCACCCCUCGCCAAUCUGUUUCGUCCGGACCUCAUGUAUUAUUGGACGCAUUCUGAAUCCCGAACUUCAAGUGCCCCGCCUCCUGGGAAACUGCCUCCGAGCGUGUGGCCCACGACGACGGCCUCUGAUGUAUCUGAAAAUAAAUCUGGACAAACGUUUAGCGAAGCCGAGGUGCAAAACAUGAUCUUAAAUUUGAAGAAAGAACACAGGGAAACUGUGGACAGAAUACAAAAAGAACGAGAAAUAGCACUCUUCAACCUUCGUGGCGAACAAGCAUCCAAGAUGAACGAGUACGAGAAAAAAGUAAGCCGUCUCCAAAGAGAGGUCGAGAAAUACCAAACUCUAGCCGCUAUCGAAGAACUCACUCGCAAAGCUAAACGGGAUUUGGAUACAAGUCCUCUUUCACCUUCAUCUGACCUUAAAUCAUUUCUCACAUCCAAUAGCCAAAUACCAGAAUCCUUGGUGCCCAAGUCAAGGUAUUGCCAAACUGAACCGUUUUACCUGAUUUCCACAUCAGCCCAAACAGAUGUCACUGCAGUCACAGACACUGCAUCUUCUCCCAUCAAAGAACUGUUAAGUGGUCUGAACCAGAAGUCAGCGAAACCUCUUGUUCAGACUGUUUCACCGUUGCAACAACAGACUGUGCAAGGCGAGGACCAGUCUAAAACGGGCGAAACCGUGGCUGGAGUGGAACCAUCUCCUGGCAAGACUGUUCUGUCUCCAGGUGAGGUACAACCAGUUACGACUUCUGGCAUACCACCACCACCACCUCCUCCACCACCACCGCCGCCGCCUUCAUUGUCAUUUACUUUGGCAGCUGCAUCAGGCAUUCCUACUUCAUCAUCACAUUCUUCAUCUUGUACAGUACCACCACCACCUCCCCCUCCUCCUCUUCCUAGUGGUAGUGGAAUACCGCCGCCACCACCUCCUCCACCUCUACCCAGUGGCAGUGGAAUACCUCCACCACCACCUCCUCCGCCACCGCCUUGCAGUAGUGGGAUUCCUCCUCCACCCCCACCACCUCCUCCUCCAAGUGGUAGUGGUAUACCGCCUCCUCCCCCUCCACCACCUCCUUGUGGCAGUGGAAUACCUCCACCACCACCUCCUCCGCCACCUGGUAUUGGGGGAGGGCCUCCACCUCCUCCACCACCACCUGGUAGUUUUGGAAUACCACCACCACCUCCCCUUCCUGGUGGAAUGCCACCCCCUCCUCCACCACCUGGGUCAGCAACUACACCAACUAGUGGAAUGCCAGUGUCACCAUCUCCAUUACCACCUCCUCCACCUGGGGGAUGGUAUGGGGCAUAUAAAACAGCUCGCAAACCUCCUGUUAGCCCUAAGGUUCCCAUGAAACCCCUGUACUGGACCCGAAUUCAAGUUCAGGAUCCACCAGCUGCUGUUCCAGAAACAAAAACUUGUCUGUGGCAGAAACUCGAGGAAACUGCUCCAGGUGAUUUGGAUGAGUUUACUGAACUCUUUUCUCGACAAACACCAGAAAGAAAAACAGCAUCCAAAGCAAAAACAAAAAAGGAUAAAACAAAAGAGGUUGCAAAGCUUCUUGAUCAAAAGCGAUCUCAGAAUGUUGGUAUUCUUAUAUCUAGUCUGAGAAUAGAAAUUGCUGAUGUUGAAAAUGCUUUAUAUAACUUUGACACUUCAACUUUGGAUUUGGAUGCACUUCAAGCAAUUUAUGAAAUUCGACCAACUCCUGAAGAAUUGCAGUUAAUCAAAAACCAUUUAGAAUCAAAUAAGGAUGUUCCUCUUGAUAAACCAGAACAAUUUCUCUAUGAUUUAGCACAAAUUCCAGAAUAUGCAGAUCGUGUCUCAUGCAUUAUGUUCCAUUCUGCUUUCACAGAAACCAUUUCAUCUAUUGAAAACAGGUUAAAUAAUUUGAAAAUGACAUGUGAUUUUUUGAUGAGCGAUGCUGAUAUACAAAAAGUGUUUGGAAUCAUUCUUGCUUUAGGGAAUUAUAUGAAUGGUGGUAACAGAAAUAGAGGUCAGGCUGAUGGAUUUGGUUUAGAAAUAUUACCUAAAUUAAAAGAUGUUAAAAGCAAAGACAAUUCUCUUACUCUUCUCCAUUAUAUAGUAAGAACAUAUGUAAAGCUGUAUCAAAAAGACUGUGCAUUAGAUAAAGCAAAAUUACCAGUUCCUGAACCCAGUGAUGCUGAAAGAGCAAGUCUUGUAAAUUUUGAUGAUAUUGCAAAUGAUCUUAAGAAGUUGCAUUCACAAAUCAAAAGCUGUGAAUCAAAAGUUCAAAAAGUCUUGAAUUCUUCUGAUGAAGAGCACCAGCAACCAUUUAAGGAUAAAAUGGAUGCUUUUCUAAAAAAGGCAUAUGAAGAGCACAAAGAGCAAGAAGAAAAUCUUGAGGAAUGCAAAGCAAAGUUCAAUGAAGCUAUAGCUUUCUUCAGUUGGAAAGCAAAAUCAGGAAAUCCAUCAGAAUGGCCUCAAGAAUUUUUUAGUUACUGGAAAUUAUUUUGCAAUGAUUUCAAAGAUAUUUGGAAAAAAGAAAUUCAUAGAAAAGCUAAAGAAGAGCUUGAAAAAGUGAGGAAAAAAUUACAAGAUAUAAAAGAGGAAAGAAAAUCAACUGUUGUGAAAGUAAAAGACAAACCGCAUGGCUUAAAAGCUAAAUUAGCCAAGAGAGGAAUGCUGUUAAAUGAUUCAACGACGGAUUCAUGAAAGUCUCUUCAAUAUCAUGUAGAUACCCCAUCAUGAAGUGCCUAUAUUUUGUUGUCCAGUAUAUACACAAUAAGCAGCUGAAAUUUCAUUUUUGCUAGAAUAUAUCAUAGUAUUUUUAUAACAAUCACUUUUGUGAGCCAAAAAAUUCCAUUGUAUGUAUUUACUUUUAAUGUUUGAGAAACGUGCACUGCAUUAUGCAUAUUUUAAUUGAUUAGUGUAGCUACAUCAUAUAGUACAAAUACACUGUCUUAGCUUAUAUUUUCUUUUAAAGUAAUGAUUGGUUUGCUGUUUUAUUAAAUAUUUUGGAGUGAUUGUGAUACCGAGUUAAUCAAAAUAAUGAUAUUCUUAUAUUAUGUUUAUUUUUAUUUUGAAACAUUUUGAUAAAUUGAUUGUUUACAAAGAAAAAUUGUUUGUUUAUUAUUAUAGCCUGAGCCUUAAUUUCAUAAACAACACUGGAAAGCAUGCUCAUUUGAAUUCUUUAAUGUCAUAUGUACCUUAAUGCAUAUAUUUUUAAUAUUUUAAUAUAUGAAACAUUUUCAUAAGCUUUCAAAGUGGGC